UGGCUGCAGUCACGCUCCUCCCUGAUUGGUGGCUCCUCGGCACGGGGACACCUGUAAGAUGAGAUGUCACCCUUUGGAGCUCAGCUGCGUACAGCCUGGAUCCUGGCGCUUGCUUUCGCUUGCAUGAGCAUGUCUGGCCUGGCCAAAGUCUCCAACGCUCUGAAAUCUGUAGAUUAUGAAGUCUUUGGCCGUGUUCAGGGUGUAUGCUUCCGAAUGUAUACAGAAGAUGAAGCCAAGAAGCUUGGAGUGGUUGGAUGGGUGAAGAAUACAAGGCAGGGGACCGUAGUGGGGCAGGUACAAGGUCCUGAAGACAGAGUCAUCUCCAUGUAA
Messenger RNA from Rana temporaria (common frog), 330 nucleotides. RefSeq names its product acylphosphatase 2 (gene ACYP2). NCBI's taxonomy places the organism in Eukaryota, Metazoa, Chordata, Amphibia, Anura, Ranidae. Gene Ontology annotation, molecular function: acylphosphatase activity. The transcript is spliced from 3 exons. The record is from RefSeq and is a predicted model, not a curated record. The coding region runs from base 64 to 330 and encodes 88 amino acids.